This is a messenger RNA of Perognathus longimembris pacificus (Pacific pocket mouse), 1758 nucleotides long. RefSeq names its product cysteine-rich secretory protein 3-like. Bases 34 to 795 code for a protein of 253 amino acids. NCBI's taxonomy places the organism in Eukaryota, Metazoa, Chordata, Mammalia, Rodentia, Heteromyidae. The record is from RefSeq and is a predicted model, not a curated record. The transcript has 8 exons. Gene Ontology annotation, cellular component: extracellular region.
GCAGACACUUGAUCUGCUCUGAGACACAACGCGAUGGGGCCGCUCCUAGUGCUGCUGUUCCUGGUGCCCGCGCUGUGUCCGUUCUCCCCUGCGGAGGGGCGUCAGGUUCGUAAUAAAGCGGUGGCAUCUGUGUCCACCACCCUGAGAGCUAUCCAGAAGGAGAUUGUGAAUAAGCACAAUGAGCUGAGGAGAGAUGUGGAGCCCAGCGCCAGCAACAUGCUGAAGAUGAGCUGGAGUGCCAAGGCCGCCGCAAAUGCCCAAAGGUGGGCAGAGCAGUGCAAUUACAAACACAGUGACUCCAAAUUCAGAGCCACCAAUCUAAGCUGUGGUGAGAAUCUCUUCAUGUCAACUCACCUCACCACAUGGUCCCACGCAAUCCAGAGCUGGUACGAUGAGUACCUUGACUUGAUCUUUGGCCAAGGGCCAACGAAUCCUGGCGCCGUCGUGGGGCACUAUACUCAGGUGGUCUGGUACGCAUCUUACCUUGUUGGGUGUGGAGUUGCCUACUGCCCUCAACAAUAUUUAAAAGUCUACAUGGUUUGCCACUACUGUCCUGCUGGUAAUUUUCGUCCAAGACUAUACUCCCCUUACAAAGCAGGAGAACCAUGCAGCCUUUGUCCAGAUGACUGCGACAAUGGGCUCUGCACCAACAGUUGUGCUUAUGAAGACAAUUAUGCUAAUUGUAAAGACUUGAAAAAAUCAGUAACUUGUAAACACCCAAUGGUCAAAAAUAAUUGUGGUGCCUCCUGCAAUUGUUCCAACAAAAUUUACAAUGGACCCAUUACAGACGACUAGAGGUCUGCAGACGAUCACCAUCUACUUAGACUUCACAUAUACAACCCGGAAAGCUGUAGGCGUGUUUCCUACAAAUCUGACUCAAAACUGUGAAGUCUUUCCUUUUCUUCUAUAUUUCCUCCUUGUUUUUAUAGAAAUCAUUUUCCUACAAAGAAUUGAAGACUAUGGAGAUCCCUAUGUGUCUUCUGGGAUUUUGCUGCAUAAAGUUUAUGAUAUGAAUUGAAUCAAACAGAGGCUUCUAUGCGUUGUAUUUUGCUAUGAUUAUGGUCACAGAUACUAUAAAUUGAAAUGCAGAAUUACUUCCCCAGUAAAAAUGGGACUAAAACCACAGAAUAUAUUAGACCAUUGCCAUUAAUCCUAAACUACAGUCACCAGUUCUAACUCCACCCAGUUAAAUAUCUGCAAAGAAAUAUUUACAUUCAUUCCCUUUAGGAAUUCUUUCCCAAUUCAUUCCCCUAUUCAUACCCCUGGACUUCAUCCUUACUAUUAAGUUGAAACUUAUGACCAAUAUAAUAACUUAUGACCCCUGAUUUCUCAUGCCAAGGACAAUGAAGAUAUUUGAUUCUUUACCUGCACAAACUGCCAAAUAGACAAAGAUCAUUUCUUUGUUCAUAACAUACCUUCUCUUAAAUGCAUCUUCUUUAAGACAAUAAUAUAUGUGUAUAUGUGUGUGCUCUCUCCUCAAGAGAUUAGAAGUCAGUGUGCAUUCUUGGCAUCUAUACUGAAGUUAGAGGCUCACUUUCAAAGACUAAAUAAUGCAAAGGGAAAAAUAGUACUAACAACAACUCUGAAAAACGCUAUCAUAACCAACUGAUGUAAAUGCCAUUCCUUUCUGUUCAAUUUGAAUCUGUUUGUUCUCUUGGAAAACAAUCGACUGAAAUGUAUUUCAUAAAGCAUAACUUUCUUUUCCAGUGUGACUACCUAAACAAUGGCUCCUAGGGAUAAAUAAAAUUUAAUCUCAGC